AUGAUCGGCCAGAACGUCGCACGCGCUUCCCGAAGCGGCCUCCGCGCUGCCACCCUCCUUGGCCGACGAACCAUGGUCACCCAGGAAGAGCGAUGGACUCUCGAGACCGCCCGCAACGCAGGAUCGUAUAUUGAGGGCCCCAGCAAGGUCGAGCUCAGCCACGUUGUCCCCAAUAUCGAGGCCAGCUGGAAGACCCUCUCCAAGGAGGAGCAGUACGGCGUCUUCCGUCAGUUGGAAGAGCUCCAGAGGAAGGACUGGAAGGAGCUCAGCGUGGAUCAGAAGAAGGCUGCCUACUUUGUUUCGUUCGGUCCUCACGGUCCCCGUAAGCCCAUCACUGCAUCUGGUCAGGGUGCCAAGACCUUCGCCGGUGUCCUUGCCGCUCUCGGUGUCACCACUGGUGUCUACUACCUCAUGCGCGCCAACGGUGGUGCUCCCGUCAAGACCAUGACCAAGGAGUGGCAGGAGGCCUCCAACGAGAUCGCUCGCGAACAGAAGCAGAACCCCAUCACUGGUAUCGCGAGCGACAACUACCAGGGCAAGGGCCACGUUCAGUCCGCAUAA
This is a messenger RNA of Kalmanozyma brasiliensis GHG001, 561 nucleotides long. Its product is annotated as Cytochrome c oxidase subunit IV family. The record is from RefSeq and is a predicted model, not a curated record. Lineage: Eukaryota; Fungi; Basidiomycota; Ustilaginomycetes; Ustilaginales. Gene Ontology annotation, biological process: mitochondrial electron transport, cytochrome c to oxygen. The coding region runs from base 1 to 561 and encodes 186 amino acids. The transcript is spliced from 2 exons.